This is a messenger RNA of Aspergillus calidoustus, 2452 nucleotides long. The record is from the annotation of a GenBank genome assembly. Lineage: Eukaryota; Fungi; Ascomycota; Eurotiomycetes; Eurotiales; Aspergillaceae.
CGCUAUGGAAAGAUAAGUUACCUCGACAAGCUGACAAAAAGAUCUAUUUUCGACUGUUGGCCUUUUUGAGAUCUGGAAUAGAAUAUUCCAGCAUUUGCGCAGCUUCCCAUCCCCCGACCGUUUUUGCCCUUCGCACUCGCCCCUCCGCAUUUACCAGCUACUGCUUGCUUCUAGGCCCGGGGGAGUUUCUGCCCUCCUAGAACCAGGCGCUGAAAUACACAGUGGGGCUAUUAUCGUCACGGCUGACUAGCAGCGCGCUACACCCUUCCCCUCAAUUCAAUGCCCAGAGACCGAAUUUAAAUCUCAUCGACUUGGAUAUUGAUUCUAAUUUAGUUAUCUACAAUACUCUGUAAAAGUCGGAUGACUUCGCUUGGCCGGUCAAUCGGCCUAUGCGGGUGGGUGUAUUUCGUAGUUAUUCGCAGGGGAAGAUGAGAGACGGAAUAAUCGUCAUCUGAAUGUGCAUCCUGUGCUCCGAAUGUAAAUUCUCGCGUGCGAGACUCAACAAGGCUGGUCAGACUUAAUCUCCCACAGCUCUGCACGCAAAGGGAGUCCCCAUAUGCACGGGUCAACAGUCGAGGGAGCUAAUCGACAGGCGGUUGCAUACAUUCUGCGAUGCUUGUUGCUGUCCCUUCCGUCGUCUCACUUGAUCGGUUAUGUGGUUCAUGUCCCUGCUACGCGGGACGGUCAUUAUGUAAGAUGGCCUUCCAUGUGACUGGCUCGCGCGUCCUCCACAAACAUUCAUUUCACCCCGACGCGUUCCAACGGGUAAUCCUGCGCGUCAAUGACCAGGCAUGUCAUCGCACGUUUUCGUUCAACGUUCGCAAUCCCAAGAUGACAUCGUCUAUCAUGUGUAUAUUCCCUUCUAAUUCCCCCGGCCCCCGUCUCCCUUCGCCCGCCUCGUCCGCAGAUCGAACUGAUGCGUGUCCUCAAACGAGCCAGAGCAAAGGCGGGGAGCAAAGGAUGCUGUCCAAGGGACUCAGACCGCCGGACGGCCAGGAAGGCGCCUGACGGCGGUAGACCGCGUCUGACCAGAACUCCUUCAACUUCAAACACCUUUCAAUACUGCCCUGUUACACGAGAGACGGCCAAGCGUAAGGCUGGCGAUCAGCUGGGGCGGGGUUCACCUCUGGUAACGCCGUGCUUUGCAGGCCCUGUGAGAAAAGUCGAUAUCGGACACGAUUUCCGGUCGCACAAUUUCAGAAUUUGUGACAGCGAUCUCGACAUCCGCUGGGGAUCAUUCGAAAUGCCUGCAGUCUGGUACUCGGGUGCCGGGUGCGAACCGCCCGCACAACGAGCUGUCACACCGGACUGUCCGCGCGAUGCGCUUGCCCGAACGAGGAUGACCGUUUGCACUCAGACAUGGGUAACCACGAUCUUGAUCGCCCCACAUAAAAUGACUCCUAGUCCACAGUCUGGACUGUUGGCUGCAUCCACUCUCGCACCGCAAUCGCAACAUGAACUGGCGAGACGGGAUUUGGUUAUGGGUCUUGUGCAAGCUUGGAGUGCACGCUCCCCUGGCCGCGAGGUAUGCGCACUUUCUGGAACGAGGCUCAGAGCACUCGCUGACAGCCAGCCUUCCGUACCCAGCGUCCCGGACCAAGAGGGCCGUAUCAACCAGCGACGCGUCACAUCCGUGCCACGGGUCCCUGAUCCCAGGGUCGGCUUGGCCCAAUCUCGGUCCCGCGGAGGCGCUAGUGCACCGGUCUCGUCGGCUCCACCGUCUGGCCGGUUACGAUGCCAACGUUGCGGUGGCACGCGUUCGCGGACCUACCAUUGCCGACACUUCCGCGAUCCAAUAGCGUCUCCCGCGAUAGGAGUCUGUUCUCGCCGUCGGACGGGCUGCGCAGACGCGAACACGCCGAAGGAGCGGAAUGCUGGGAGCAGUGAUACUAUGGAGCGUUCGGUCGCGGAAUUACCUGGCUGGGGCCGUGCAUAGGACCCGAGGUGAGCGCAGCCACGUGAGGAAUCGGCGUCGACUGGGUUAGCAUGAGUGUAGGGGUAAAAACGUGCAGAGAAAACCUGGUAGUCCAAUCGAACUUGCACGGGAGCUCGUCAAACAAGGGACCAUUGGUAGAUCGGUCAGCUGGAAUGACCACGGCCUUCAGCGAUUCUGGCGGCGAUCCAUUGGAGGUGGUUUCUGGAUGGUCCGGUAGUGGCCACCGUUGUGUCAAUGUCCAACCACUGAUGAUACGGCUCGACAUCAAGAUCUAGGAGCCGGAGGUCAUCGCUCAGCUUGGGCUGAACGAUGGCCUUGACCUGGUUACGGAUCGACUGUCGAGCACAGAGUGGAGUCAGUGAUCCGUUAGCAUGGCUUCAUCGGACGCAUCAGCUUUUCCCAAACCUCGAAGAGGGUUCAUACCGCCGACCAACAUACUCCCCCGACGUGUAUUCAGGGACGUCUUUAUCGUCUCUGCCACAUCCACAGUCCCUUUCAUGAAUCGAACCUUCGUUC